AUGGCUUCAGAUAACAAAAAAACUCCCGGCGCCUUACCUGGCCCGCCCGGCCCGCCUCCAACCUUACAAGAGUACCGCAAGGAACAAGCCCGACUUCGAGAGAUGAUUGAGAAGCAAAAGCAGUUGUCUAAGAGACUUGCGCAGCUCGAAGAUACCAUCAUUCAGAAGGAAUCCGCAUACCUUGAAUCAUCGCCGGCGGGCAAUAUUAUCACAGGCUAUGACAACUACGUCAAAGGCACGAGUGGAGCCGCCGCUCAACGGAGGAAGAUGGGCACAGUUGAACAACAUUGUGUUUUCUCACGUUCCUCCAUCUCGUAUCGACCCAAUACUGGCGAUGCCACGACUGGACCGAGCACUCCGGCCUCUCACGCCCCAACCCCACUUUCAACAUCGUUCAAAGAUGGCGGUUCCAACCAUGCCACACCCACAUCAGCGACGAUAGCCCGGGGCGGAAAUAAGAAGAAAAAGAAUAACGAAGACGAUAGUGAGCACGAGGCAGUCAGCAGCAAGAAGCGGACGAACUUCGGGACGGGCCGCAAGUAG
Messenger RNA from Scedosporium apiospermum, 543 nucleotides. RefSeq lists its product as uncharacterized. The record is from RefSeq and is a predicted model, not a curated record. Lineage: Eukaryota; Fungi; Ascomycota; Sordariomycetes; Microascales; Microascaceae. Gene Ontology annotation, cellular component: NuA4 histone acetyltransferase complex. The transcript has 3 exons. Bases 1 to 543 code for a protein of 180 amino acids.